Durusdinium trenchii is the source of this 831-nucleotide messenger RNA. The record is from the annotation of a GenBank genome assembly. Lineage: Eukaryota; Dinophyceae; Suessiales; Symbiodiniaceae.
AUGCAGCCGAGGGCGGGCAAAGGCCAGCCCAGCACAGCCAGCCAAGGCGCCAAGACCGGCUACAGCGACGCACCGGCCCGGCCGGAGAAGUGGAGGGAAGGGUGGCGGGAAGAAUGCCGGGACGAAUGGCAGGAGGAAUGGAACGGCGAGCAGAGCCCCGUAGCACAAUCGACCGAAGCAUGGCCAGAGCCCGCUUGGUCUUCCACAGUUCCUUGGCCACCACAGGACCCUGCCUGGUGGGCCGACUUAGCUAGCCAGCUGCCUGCAGCUUGGGGUACAGGUGCCUUCGACGCCGAAAGGGUGAAGGGCCUUGAAGCCAAGUUGUCCCCAGACAACGAGGUUUCAGGCGCCUUCGGCGAAGGCUUUUAUGAUGCGGCAUGCCCAGGAUCAGAUUUGCCGGAUGGAUUGUUUGAAGCACCAGGACCUGCACAGCUGCCAGCGCCCAGAGCUAAUAUGGCAGGCGCAGCACGCAGACCUGGAAAGCAGUGGGUGGUGGCCGAAGAGAGGCUUCCCAAUGAGUCGUCCACUGGCGACGACUUCAUGCCGUCCGAGUCCCUCUUGGGAAAGUGGGUGGACUCUCAGGGCCAUUCGAUCCACGUCCUGUCCACCGAUGCCUACAGUGUUCGAUUGCUGGCGACCAUGUCCAAGGCAAUGCUGCCAGACAAGCAUUUGGCGCUCAAGCCGGUGAGGUUGGGGGCAGGAUGGCAAUGCGGCCACUCCAUUCUUGAUCCUUCCUGGAGCACACCGUCUCAACUACACUGGGUUGCUGGCGACGGUCGCGUGACUGUUUGGGUGCGCCCGCCGUCCAAGGCCAAGAAGGCGAAGGAAUAA